Messenger RNA from Misgurnus anguillicaudatus (oriental weatherfish), 7809 nucleotides. The record is from RefSeq and is a predicted model, not a curated record. NCBI's taxonomy places the organism in Eukaryota, Metazoa, Chordata, Actinopteri, Cypriniformes, Cobitidae.
GUUGUCCACAAUCCUGCUCGCAGGAGAAGAUGGAGCAGAGAAGAUCCUCCUAACAUGAGUAUUAUUCUGCUGGGUAAAGAUGUGUUAACAAACAGUCGAGUGGGAAACUUCAUGUUGGGAAGAUCAGCGUUUGAUAGUGAAGCUCCUCCAGAUGAUCAUCAGAUUGAGAGAGUCAGAGGAAAAGACAUGAUGAUCAUCAACUGUCCUCAUCUGCUCCAGCUGAACCUCUCAUAUCAUCAGAUCAUCCAGACAGUGAGAGAGUGUGUGGAUCUGUCUCAUCCAGGACCUCAUGUCAUACUUCUCAUCUUUAAACAUGAUGAGUGUUCAAGAGAAGAUCAAGAGCAUGUGGAGAUGAUCCUCGAGUCUUUCUCUUAUAGUGUUUAUCAACACACACUGGUGCUCACAACACACGACUCACACAGUGAAGUCAAUGACAACAUACAGAAAAUCAUUAAAAAAUGCUUCGACAGACACUACAGACUGGAGGGAAACAGCUCUCCUGCCGAUCUUAAAAAGACAUUUCGAGACAUUGUCAAAUCAAAUGAUGACCGUUAUCUGAUUUGUGAUGUAUAUGAAAAUGCACAGAGAUUCACAAUGAAGCAGCAGACAGAUGAAAGAGAUCCUCCAGAGAUGAGAGAUGAUGUGAGGAUUGUGCUGCUGGGUAAACCUGGAGUUGGGAAGAGUGCCACAGGAAACACAAUCUUAAACAGACAAGCGUUUAAAUCAGACUUAUCUCAAGAGUCAGUGACUAAAGAGUGUCAGAGAGAAACAGCUGAAAUCAACAACAGAUUGAUCACUGUGAUCGACACACCAGGACUGUUUGAUACUGAACACAGUCAUGAAGAGAUCAAGAGAAAAAUAAUGAACUGCAUCUCAAUGAUUCUGCCAGGACCUCAUGUGUUUAUUAUUGUGUUGAGUUUAACACAACGCUUCACCGAAGAGGAGUCAAGAUCAGUGAAGAUCAUUCAAGAGAUGUUUGGUGAAAACUCUUUAAUGUACACAAUGGUGCUCUUCACAAGAGGAGAUCAACUGAGAAACAAAACUAUUGAUCAGUGUUUGGGAAAACCUGGAUCUGUGAUUAGAAACCUGCUAGAAGAAUGUGGAAACAGAUAUCAUGUGUUCAAUAAUAAUCUGACUGAAGAUCAAACACAAGUUUCUCUUCUACUGGAGAAAAUAGAUGACAUGGUGAAAGCAAACGGUUACUACUCAUCUAAGAUAUUCAGAGAGAUGGAACAAGAAAAACAACAACAACAAAUGAAGAAACUGAUGGAGAAAAUUGAACAACUAAGCCAAGAGAAAGAGAGAAUAGAAAAAGAGAAACAAAAUCAACUAGAAGAGUUUGUGAAGAUAAUACAUGAGGAGAGGAAUAUGAGAGAAGAGCAACAAAAGAUCUCAGAAGAUAAACUGAAACUCAUGAAAGAAGAGAAUGAUGAUGAACUAAAGAGAAGAACAACAGAGAUGAUGGAGAAACAUGAAAGAGAGAAAGAAGAGAUGAAGAAGAUCUGGACUCUGUCACUACACACUUUACAGGUAGAAAACAUGGAUUUUGGAGUGGCAGAAGCAAAAUCAGAUCUUUAUGUACGAGUGGAAAAGACUGAAAAAAUAAAAAAUCUCUUUUACAAACUUUUUCUUAAGAGAAACUCAAACAGUCUGAGAGCUGCAGAUGUUCUUCAGAUAUCCUCACAUUCCUUACAGUCCCAUGAGUUUUGUACUGAGGAAGAGUUGGUCAAGAAUUAUCUGCAGAAACUACUGAUGAUGAACUACAGAGCAAGAUACAUUAAAACUGAAGAGACAUAUGAACAACAUCACACACAACAAAGAGAAAAUUAUACAUAUAAACAUGAGGGGGAUGUUUUUGAUGAUAUGUCUUUCUUUAAUGAAGAAACAAAUAAACCAGACCCAGUUCACCCGAUGGAUGUUCAGAUGGCUGUGUUUCAUUGUGCUGAUAGUUUCCUAAAGCAGCUGAUGGUCACUAAACUCUCACAGUGUCAGUUUGCUCUUCCUCUGCUUGUUCCUCAUCCAUUCACACAACAGAUUGAGUUUCCUCUCUGGACAUUCAGACAAAUCAACAAGAGCUGGAAGAUGAGAAAUACUAACAAUGACAUCAUCAGUAAAGAGAUGCCAGUGUACAAAGCAGAAACUCCAAUGGUGUCGUUCUUCAGGUUUGGUUCUGUGUCUUCAUCCAAGUCUCAGCUGAUGAACAAUCUGAUCAAUGAGAAACACAACACGUUCUUCCACAGGAACUGUCCAGGCAGCAGCAGAACCAGACUACUGAUGGAUGGAGUGGUGGAGAUCGCCUGGUUCUGCCCAUCUGGAAAAGACACGGAUAAAUUUACUGACUGUAUUGCCUUCUGUAAUCUUCAUGGUGAUGCAGGAAUCCAUGAGAAACAGCUCCAGAUUCUGACUGAAAUGUCUUCAGUCAAUGUUGUUGUUCUCUCACAGCUUGACAAAAAUGACAAAAAUGCAACAAAGGUCCAAAAGCUGUACAGAGACAAGAAGCCACUUAUUUGCCUUUUUACUGAAGAUAAAUGUAAUGUUACUGAGAGACGAAAAGGAAAAUAUAAAAUUGGCCUCAAAGACAGAAAUCAGUCUGAUGUAUCUGAAGAUCUCAGAAGAGCUAUACAUAAUUGUCUCUCACAUUCAGCAUCAACUUCCAUGUUCAGACUUGAAGAUUUGUCCAAACACUCAGAUAUCAGAGUAGAUGAGGAAGAUGAUGAAGACUGCAGGAGAGGAAGAGAAGCAGCAUAUCAGAUGAUGAGUUUACUGAAGAAUAAAGAUGUGAGAGAAAUCAAAGAAACAUUUCUGCCUCAUCAGGGUGAACUCUGGCAUCUGUGGUGUCAGAAGAACAAAGAACUUCAUCGACCUCAAGGGGAAGACAUAGAACAAGAAAUAAGCAGAAAACAAACAGAAAUGAAGAAAAUUCGUAAACAGCAACAUGAAAUUCACAUGAGUGAGUUUAUAAAGAUCUUUAUUAAACAAAUGGUCUCACAUGAAGAAAAUGUUAAUAUAUAUUUUCUAAAAUGGCUCAGAAUCCUCCUGAAUGAAUUUACCUCAGCUGAUCUUUCUGAUCUACAUCGCAAGUAUGAUGUAAAGUGGUCAACAGUCUUCAAACUAAAAGAAAAAUAUAAAUCUGAACAAUUUAAAGCUAAACAAACAGAACUUGAGAAAAUAUCUGAAGAACUUCAAGCAGCAAGCUUUGGUUUGGAGCACAUCAUGAGAGAGAUCGGUCAGAUCUAUGAAUCAUGUUCAUCUGUGAAGAAGAAUAAGACAGAUCUGCAGUUUGACUUCUCUGCUCUCCCGAGUCUUGCAGCAGAGAUGAUGAUCUGUGGAUUUCCACUGGAGCUGAUGGAUGGAGAUGCUGCUCAUGUUCCUCUGAUCUGGAUCACUGCUGUUCUAGAUAAUAUCAUACAGAAACUGGGAGACCAGAGAGUCUUUGUGCUGUCAGUUUUAGGACUUCAGAGCUCUGGGAAAUCCACCAUGCUGAAUGCCAUGUUUGGACUUCAGUUUGCAGUCGGUGCUGGCCAGUGUACCAGAGGAGCUUUCAUGCAGCUGAUCAGAGUAUCAGAGGAGAUGAAAGAUCAGAUGAAGUUUGAUUAUAUUCUGGUUGUUGAAACUAAGGGUCUAGAAUCAGAUGUAAGAUCCACAAGACAUCAUGACAAUGAAUUGGCCACAUUUGUUGUUGGUCUUGGUAAUCUGACAUUGAUCAACAUCUUUGGAGAAAACCCAGCUGAGAUGCAGGAUAUUCUUCAGAUUGUUGUUCAGGCCUUUCUGAGGAUGAAGAAGGUCAAUCUAAAUCCCAGCUGUAUGUUUGUACAUCAGAACGUUUCAGACUUCACAGCUGGAAAGAAAAACAUGGAUGUAAGGAGGCGCCUACAGGAGACACUGGAUGAGAUGACAAAACUCGCUGCUAAAGAGGAAGUCUGUGAUGCAGAAUGUUUCAGUGAUGUCAUUAAGUUUGAUGUACAGAAUGAUGUGAAGUAUUUUGCUCAGCUGUGGGAGGGAAGCCCACCAAUGGCACCACCAAACCCAAACUACUGUGAAAAUAUUCAAGAACUAAAGAAAACUAUUAUUUCACAAGCCUCAAAAUCAGAUGGUAUGAAGCUGACACACCUGCGUGAGCGAAUUAAAGAUCUCUGGGAGGCUUUACUGAAUGAACGAUUUGUGUUCAGCUUCAGAAAUUCUCUGGAGAUUUCAGUAUACAGGAGACUGGAGACAGAAUACAGCAAGUGGACCUGGACUCUUCGCAGUGCCAUGCUGGAAAUUGAGAACAAACUACAAAACCAAAUAGAAAAUGAAGCAAUUCAUGAGAUUGAGGAAACAGAUCUUCAGAGAGAACUGAAAGAGAAAAAUAAAGAAGUGAAAAACUCAAUGUCAGAAUUCUUUGAGAAAGACACAGAUGCUGAUACACUGAUUCAGUGGAAAACAUCAUCUGAAAUAAAAAUCAACAAUGUUGAAGAAAAUAUUGUGAAAGAAACUAAGAGGACAUUAAAUGAAAUUCUUCAGCAGCGAGACCUAAAGAAAAAGAUUGAUGAUCAGAGGACACAACAUGAAAACACUCUCUUAGAAAAGAGUAAAGAAUUUGCUUUACAACUCAAAGAAACAAAAGAUGAAGAAAUACUGAAGAGAGAGUUUGAUUUGUUUUGGGACGAGUGUGUGAAAAAGAUCACCACAGAUAUUACUGCUGUCAAAGACAUUGACAUACUGACAGAUGUGAAAGAGGUCCUCAGUGACAUCUAUAAAAGUGUUCCUGUAGAACACAGAAGAGAGAACACAGAUAUCUUCUCUGUUACAAAAUAUUCAGAUUAUGUAACAGUAAAGAAAUCCAGUGGAUUUAAAGGACAGGUUAAAAAUGUGUACAAAGUGGCAAAAGAGAAGCUUGGUUUCAUUCUUUCUAAAGAUGAUGAAACACAAAUAACAAAUUUGAUCACAGAUGUUGAUCAGGAGACAGAGAAGAUGAUUCAGUCAUUUAAUAUUUCAAAGAUGGGUUACAACAAAACUUACAUUCAACAACUCACAGAGUACAUAAAAAAUACAAUAACAGAAUAUGAGGAAGAGUCUGUGAAUUAUGUGUUCAAGAAGGAAUUCUUCAGGGAUUUGGUAUUUUCUAUAUUUAAGAGAGCAGAAAAGACAUUCAAUGAUCAACACAGAAUGUUCAGAGAAGUCAAUGAUCCUGUUCUCUACUUAAAGACAAAGAGAGAUGAGUACUACAGUAUUUUCCAGAAAUACUGUCAAGGAGCAACAUCAACUGCUAUUUUUGGUGAGAUCAUCUGUCAGAAACUGAAGAGAUCCAUUGAACAGAGCGUCUAUAAACAGACUGCCAGAGAUUUAGCAGAUGAAAUCAGAUCAAACUGUCCAUCACUGAAUGGAAACAGAUCAAAUCUGGAGAAACACAUCCUGAAGAAACUGGCAGAAGAGGAAAAGUAUUAUAUUUUCAAUGACUACAUUCUGUAUCCCAAGGAUCACUUAAAGGGUUUUAUCAGAGAUGAAGUCCAUCAGUACAUCAGCAGUAAGUUCAAACUUAGUGUUCAACCCAAGAUGGAUCAGAACAUUGAAGUCCUGAAGAAGAAGAUCCUGACAGCAGCUCAUGCAUCCACUGUAGAUGUUCAAAUGAAGAGUGGAGAUGUUGAUUUGUGGUUGAAGGUUUUCACACAGAAGCUCUCAGAUGUUCUGAUAUUCUCUGUGAAGGACUUCAGUGGAGUCAAUCAUGAUGAUGUUGAUUUCAGUCUCUUAGAAGAUGUGAUAAUAACAAGACUUCCUUCUGUAAUAUCUGACAUCAGCAGAGAGAUCAGCACAGAUACAUUAGAUAAAAAACUGGAUCUCAACAACAGACCAGAUGAGAUUCUGAUUGAUCAUUUAUGUCAGUGCUGUUGGGUUCAGUGUCCUUUCUGUAAAGCCACCUGCACCAACACAAUAGAAGACCAUGAUGAAGAUCACAGUGUUCAUUUCCAUAGAGUGAAUGGAAUUAAUGGAUUCUGUAAUGAUGAUAAAACACAGACUCUCUGUACAGAUUUUUGUUCAGCUGCAGUGAUGAGUUCUAAAAGUUUUAAAUCAUCUGAUCAGUGGAUUCCAUUUAAAGACUACAGAAGAGCAGGAGGAGUUUAUGCAAAGUGGAGCAUCACCCCUGACUUCACUGAGAUGCCCUACUGGAAGUGGUUUGUGUGCAGAUUCCAGAAACAACUUGAAGAGUAUCAUGAAAAAACAUUUCAGGACAAGAUUCUAGAUGAAUGGCGAAAAUACACAAAAGAGGAUGCAAUUGAGAGUUUAGAUAAAUACUACAGCCCAAAACAUUAAAUGAAUGACUUCAAAAUCUGUGCACUCAUAUCUGAUGUAAAAUUCCUUAAUCAGCCAUCAUAUACUUUUUAAUCACAGAUACUUUGGCAGUUUGUUAAAAGAGCAGCUUUGAACAACUUUGAGCGCUAUACACCUUUACUGAAGCUGAGGAAAAGAUCCAAGUAUGAAUGAAAUUAAACCUUAUUUAAAUGUUGACAGUGAUUUAUUGAAAAAUAGUAGGUUCUUUCAGUCUUAUUUUAAUACACAUUCAUUACAUGUAGAUGUUGACAUGAUAUUUUAAAACCCCAAAUCAGAAAAAGUUGGGACACUGUAGAAAUAAGGAGUAAAAAAGGAAUGAAAUAAUUAACAAAUCUCAUAAACUUAUAUUUUAUUCACAGUAGAAUAUAGAUAACAUAUCAAAUGUAGAAAGUGAGCCAUUUUGAAAUGUCAUGCCAAAUAUUGGUUCGUUUUGGAUUUCAUGAGAGCUACACAUACCAAAAAAGUUGGGACUAGGCCAUGUUUACCACUGUUUGGUAUCCUCUCUUCCCCAAGUUUAGGAAUAGGAAUGUUGUCCCAUUCUUGUCUAAUACAGGCUUCUAGUUGCUCAACUGUCUUUAGGUCUUCUUUUUCGCAUCUUUUCUGUGGGUAAAAGAUCUGGACUGCAGGCUGGCCAUUUCAGUACCCAGAUCCUUCUUUUACGCAGCCAUGAUGUUGUAAUUGAUGCAGUAUGUGGUCUGGUAUUGUCAUGUUGGACAUGUUCCCUGAAAGAGACGACGUCUGAAUGGGAGCAUAUGUUGUUCUUAAACUUGGAUAAACCUUUCAGCAUUGAUGGUGCCUUUCCAGAUAUGUAAGCUGCCCAUGACACACGCACUCAUGCAACCCCAAACCAUCAGAGAUGCAGGCUUCUGAAAAGAUCGCUAAUAACAACUUGGGUUGUCAUUGUCCUCUUUAGUCCGGAUGAAAUUGCAUACCAGUUUUCCAAAAAGAACUUCAAAUUUUGAUUCGUCUGACCACAGAACAGUUUUCCACUUUGCCAAAGUCCAUUUUAAAUGAUCCUUGGCCAGGGAAAAUGCCUACGCUUCUGGGUCAUGUUUAGAUAUGGCUUCUUUUUUGACCUAUAGAGUUUUAGUAGGCAACGGCCAAUGGCAUGGUGGAUUGUGUUCACAACAAUGUGUUGACUUCUGAGAAACACUACCGCUCUUAGAGGCUCUUUUUAUACCCAAUCAUGUUGACAAUUGACCUAAUAAGUUGCAAAUGGGUCCUCCAGCUGUUCCUUAUGUGUACAUUUAACUUUUCUGGCCUCUUAUUUCUACCUGUGCCAACUUUUUUGGAAUGUGUAGCUCUAAUGAAAUCCAAAAUGGGCCAAUAUUUGGCAUGACAUGUUUAUGAGAUUUGUAAAUUAUUCCAUUCUUUUUUAAUCACAUUUUUUUCUGAUUUGGGGUUGUAGUUAGAAAUAAAGAUUUGUUGUGAAUCUCUGACACAUAAAAAGACCUGGGGUCCAUUCUUCGUACGUCACAUCCAAGAUCAAAUGAGACUUCC